Molecule: messenger RNA, 189 nt
Organism: Fusarium venenatum
Lineage: Eukaryota; Fungi; Ascomycota; Sordariomycetes; Hypocreales; Nectriaceae
Source: RefSeq, a predicted model, not a curated record
AUGACUGGCACCGAGCAACAGAAGGACGGCGAGAAGCAAUUCUCCAUCCAGCCCAUCAAGGAUGAAGCUAAGGACAAGGUCUCUGCCUUUAACGCUCACCCCGGACCCGCCAUGCCCAAGGAUAUGCCUCAAGAAGAGGGUACCAAGGAGGAGCGCAAGGCUAAGAUGGAGGCUCUCAACAAGAAAUAA